This is a messenger RNA of Anopheles darlingi, 3981 nucleotides long. RefSeq names its product E3 ubiquitin-protein ligase SHPRH. The record is from RefSeq and is a predicted model, not a curated record. Gene Ontology annotation, cellular component: nucleus. The coding region runs from base 1 to 3870 and encodes 1289 amino acids. Gene Ontology annotation, biological process: protein polyubiquitination; DNA damage response. Lineage: Eukaryota; Metazoa; Arthropoda; Insecta; Diptera; Culicidae. The transcript has 3 exons. Gene Ontology annotation, molecular function: ATP binding; ATP-dependent chromatin remodeler activity; ubiquitin protein ligase activity.
AUGGAAUACUGUUUGGUGGAUUUAGGAAUUCGUCGCGUCUCAAAUACCGGUGAAACGGUGCAGGAGGAAAAGUUAAAUCAGUUCAAAUAUGAAAAACAAUCCUACACACCGUUGAGCUCGACGCUGGAUGUGAAAUCGGUGAUCCAAUAUGUGCGUCGUGUUCCGGAGUUCACGCUCCGCGAGCGAACCGAGGCGGCGGACUGCACGGCGGUCUAUCUUGGUGUGUUCCUGCGUAUGAGACCCCCAUCCGAAUCCUUCGAUUAUGGAUGCUUCGGUGCACGGCAACGGUUGUGCGGUUUGCUCUUCACCGAAGCUGACCGGAGUGACCCCAUCAGCGAAGAACUCGCGGCGACAACGGCAUCUACCUCUACCGAAACCUCCACAGAAGUCCUGUCGGUUGAGCAGUUCUAUCAUCAGCUACGAAUACGCCAUCAACAGUACAACACAGAGUCGGGGUCCGCCACCGAUUCGUCUAUUCCAGACACCAACGAUCUACCACUUCGUGUUCAGAUGCGUCCCUACCAGCAGCAAGCGCUACGAUGGUUGCUAAGGCGGGAAACCGGCACCGAAACACUGCCAGCCUCCUUUGUGCGGCUUCAAUGUUCUUCCAUUCCAGAGAUUAACUUUUACCGGGAUCUGUACAGUUUCGAGGUGUACGAUAGCGAACCAGCGGCCAUUCCGAUUCCGUCCGGGGGCAUUUUGGCCGAUGAAAUGGGCAUGGGUAAGACGGUCGAGAUUCUCGCUCUGAUUUUGUCCAACAGCAGGCAAAUGGUGGUUCCCUCGCACAAUCUCAGCCACCACGACGACGACUACAGUUCCGACGAGAAUGACGAGGAGUUGAUGUGUCUCUGUCUCAAGACGCACAGGAGGAAAACGAUCGUGUGCCUGAAUUGUAAAAGACUGCAGCAUCGUGCCUGCGUGCUUAAGUAUAACAUCACGUCGGACGCUUGGCAUUUGUGUCCCGAGUGCUGGCGCACGGAACCGCUGGUCGAAUCCCGUGCCACAAUAAUUGUCUCCCCGGUUUCGAUCAAACAUCAGUGGCUCAGCGAAAUCCGCAAGCACGUUAGCAAGCCCGGCUUUCGUGUUUUUAUGUAUAAUGGGGUGACGGAACCGGGCGGAUGGAUUAGCCCGCUCGAUCUCGCCUCGUACGAUGUGGUGCUCACGGACUACAACGUGCUGAAACCGGAGUUGUACUUUACGGAGGAGAACAGACGCUAUUCUCGGCAUGAGAAGCGAUAUCUGCAGGCGGCUACACCGCUCACAAUGAUACGCUGGUGGCGCGUAUGUCUCGAUGAAGCGCAGAUGGUCGAAGGAGUGAACAACAGCGCCUCGAAAAUGGUCAAGGCACUGCCGGCCGUACAUCGAUGGACGGUAACCGGUACUCCGAUCGAAAAGACGAUCAACAAUCUGCACGGAUUGGUGCAUUUUCUCGAUUACGCACCGUACAAUGAAUACUCGAUCUGGCGCGAAUAUAGCGAGCAGUUUCUCCAUGGUAACGCGGAACCACUGUUGACCGUGAUGAGCCGUAUUAUGUGGCGUACGUGCAAGACGGCCGUGCUGGAUCAGCUUGGCAUUCCGCCUCAGACAGAACGGGUACACUAUGUCCGCAUGUCGGAUCUACAGAACUUGUACUAUCUCGACGAGCAUCGACGCUGUGCCGAGGCCUUCCACCUGAAAGCACAGAAGCUUGGUUCGGAUCAAUCGAUGGCGAAACUGAACAUUCAGCUGCUGAAUCAGCUGAUGGAACCGCUACGCAAGUUGCGCCUCGAUUGUACCAUUCCCUCGGUCCUGUACGCCAACAAUGCGGUGUCCACGAAGAAGCUGCUAACACCGACGGAACUGCACGAGCAUCUCGUGAGCGUGAAUGUGAACGAGUGCAAGUCACAGCUUCGAUCGAUCGUGUCCUCACUCAACGGUAUGGCCGCGCUGCACAUCCUGCAGCAGAAGCCCGACCAGGCGGUUCGUUUGUACGAAGCCAGUCUGCGAUACGCUAAGGACUAUACCGGUACCAUCUGUGUGGAUUCGUUGCUUCAGAUACAUGCUCUGCAUAACCUGAUCGAUGUGUUACGAACUGGAGCAGUGGAGGACGAGCAACAGAAGCAGCAAAUGGCUGAGUAUCAGGAACGGUAUGCAAGGCUCGAGUGGCGUUAUGUUGAUCAGUACGCUAGUAAGGUACGCUCUAUCGCUACGGAGCUCGAACCGGCCAUGCGUAAAGUGGAACAGCUGGAAAGCGAAGCGUUCGAUCUGAGAGGAAGCUACUGGUGGCUGGACUCGCUCGCUACCCUUGAGGCCGACUCACAGCGUCACUGGCCACUGUUUCAGACAAUGAUAACACGGCUCGGGGAUCCCCAUGUCCGGUCUUCGCGUGGUUUGGGUCUGGCAUUGACCAACUGGUGGGAACGGUUAGUCAAGCGACAUCAGGAUCUUCGAGCUGCUUUCGUAAAGCUCGAGUUCUUCGUGAACAAUCUCAAACCCAGGCAACAGUGGGCCGACGGAAUCGCACAACGUAUAGAAGCGCUAGUAUCGACUGCCUUCGCCUGUCAUCUCGAUCCGGCGCUCGCGCAGGCAGAAGAGGAGAACGGGGAAAACAGUGGCGGUCUGGAGAUGGUUCGCAGUAAGCAGCCGGCUCCUCUGUGUUUACUGUGCCAGAUCAAGGACACACUGAAGCAGCUCGAGGCCGUACUGUACAUGCAAACGAAGGCCCAAGUCGCUACCGGUGGCUUAUGGCAGAUCACAAACGAGGAAGCCGUUCUUAAGCUGCUGGAUGGUCGUGAUAAGGGAGGAGGCCAAGAUAAGGAGGAAGGUGCGAAGGAACUACAAAGCCCAAGUGCCCGCUUCUUUGCGUAUCUCGAGGCGAUCAAAUCGGAGAGCAAAGAGUACUCGAGCUACUGGGUCGAGGUUAACUAUACGGUGGCCGCGUACGAUGAGCUGAACAUGUGUAAAUCGCGCUUCCAACUGAUCAGUCUGGAAGAGUACCAGGCGAUGCAGCGGGCGAAGAAGAAACCGACGAUCAUGCAGCUGCUCAAGAGUGAUCUCGAAGGUGCAAUGCGUGAUUUGCAUGAUACGAAACUGCUGGCGGAACGAGACUUUCUGCGCCUCCAGGGCACCCUGAAAUAUCUGGCGCAUCUCGGAGUACGGCAAGAGAUCGAUCCCUGCCCGAUCUGUCAGACGAUCCCCGAUGAAACCUAUGCCGUGCUGCAGUGUGGACACCAUUUUUGCAGGGAAUGUAUCGAUACGAUCAAGCAGCUGGCAGUUUCCAGGGGGAACAUUAUGACCUGUGGCGUAUGUCGCCAUCAACAGAGCGUUCAAGAAAUGCGCUACGUGACACUCAUUCCCAAACCGGCGACCGAGCAAAUCGUGUACGGUAAUUAUUCCGCAAAGAUACUGAAAAUCGUCCUAACGGUUAAGGAGCUGAAGGCGGCGGAGCCGGACGUAAAGAUCGUCAUCUUCUCGCACUGGGAAUCGAUUCUGGUGAAGCUUGCCGCCGCAUUGAAAGAGAACGGUGUCACUUAUCGUGAAAAGUCGCAGAAAUUCUACCUCGCCGUCGACGAGUUUAAGGAUUACUCGGCCGGGGUCACCUGCCUCCUGAUGCCCCUGCGCUUCGGUUCGAAGGGGCUUAAUUUAACCGAAGCGACGCACGUGUUUCUGGUGGAACCGAUUCUGAAUCCGGGCGAGGAACAGCAAGCCAUAGGUCGCGUCCACCGUAUCGGACAAACACGACCGACGGUCGUCCAUCGGUUUAUCGUGCUGCGCACGAUCGAAGAGAAGAUACACGAAACGAUCCAACAGGACCGCAGUGGCCGUUGGCUCGCGAAGGAUGUGAGGAUCGAGGAACUGGAGCAACUGUUCCGGCUAGGUGCAGCACAAUGAACCGCCAAUUUCCAGCUAAAUAUACUGUCAAUCUUAAUAAAAAAGAGAACGAAGAACGAAGGAUGUUUGCGUAAAGGGAUUUAUUCGUCGGCAAAAUAUACAAAACAAAAG